ACUCCUUGGCCGGGUUUUCGGUUGCAUUGUACUAACAGCCAUUUAGCCCUGUGUGCUGUGUGUCUGUUGCUGUCUGUGGUGUGUCUGUUAAAGGCUCUAAACCCUGGGAAUAUCAACUCCUCUCAUGGAAUACCUGGGAUCCGUUUAUAUUCCCUCGCGACCGGUGAACUGACGUCCCAAUGUGUGUGUUUCUCCCCGGGAUGUGAGCGCGUGAACCUGGGAGCACGUUGACGGUUAUCCGCCAGUUUGGGAGCUAAUCUUAACCGUUCUUUUUUAACUGGGAUUACUGGGACAUAUAUACAUGAACGGUGGUCGGAUACGGAUUUCAAACGGGGAGGCGAUGUGGGGAGCAGGGUGGCGGCGCCGGGUUCAGCCCUGAGGAGGCGUCCUGCGGCUGGGAGGAGCGCGGCCCUCCUCUGGCCCCCCCGCGGAGCUCCGGGACGCUCCUACUAAGAUGUCCCUCAGCAGCGGCCCUGCAGGCGGGAAAGGUGUGGACUCCAACGCGGUGGACACGUACGACAGCGGCGAUGAGUGGGAUAUCGGAGUGGGCAAUCUGAUCAUCGACCUGGACGCAGACCUGGAGAAGGACAAACUGGAGAUGUCGAGCAGCAAGGAGGGAGGGGGCAUGGCGGCCCCCCCCAGUGCUGUUGCUGCUCUGCCCGAUAACAUAAAGUUUGUUAGCCCUGUCGCUGCGGCGCAGGGCAAAGAGAGCAAAUCCAAAUCAAAGCGAAGUAAAAACUCUAAGGAGAGUGGCAAGGCCCCGGGCCCCGACGCAGCCAAGAAGGAGGGUCAGGCUCGGGCCCUCGUGGACCCGCCCACCCAGAACUCCACCCCUACAAAGGGAACGGACAAGUCCAGUAAACCCUCCCGCACACCCCCCGCGGUGAAAAAGGACAAAGAGGGGGUGUCGGGGAAAGCUAAAAAGGAGAAAAUGGAGGUGGUGGUGUCAGCAGUGGGGGUCACCGCCGAGAAGGAGGCCCCUGGCCUACCGCCGGGGGCCCCUCGCAGCGGCCCCUUCGAGGGCCAACAGAUCCUCGAUCUGGCUGCAGCCGAGCAGCUGGGGAACGUGACUGUGGACUCGGCAGGGAUUGGACAGCCCGUCACCAUGACCGCAGAGCAGGAGGAAGCGGACAGCGGGGAAUGUCGAAGUCUGAAGAAAGUGGGCGGAGUCAAGAUGGAGUCUCCGGUCUCCACGCCGGCUCCUCCUCCGCUCCACCCACUCGCUUCGGUCUCCGGCGUAGUCGACAUCUCGUCCCCCUGCGAGCAGCUGAUGGUCCGGACGCGCUCGGUGGCCGUGAACACAGCAGACGCGGCGCAAGCCACGGAGCCCGAGUGCCUGGGACCCUGCGAGCCGGGCACCAGCGUCAACCUGGAGGGCAUCGUGUGGCAGGAGACGGAGGACGGCAUGCUGGUGGUGAACGUCACCUGGAGGAACAAGACGUACGUUGGGACACUGCUGGACUGCACCAGGCAUGACUGGGCCCCCCCGAGGUUCUGCGAGUCUCCCAGCAGCGACGUGGAGAUGCGCGGCGGGCGCGGGCGUGGGAAGCGGGUCCGACCCGGCAGCAACACGCCGCUCAACGACAACAGCAACUCCUCCGACAAUAAGGGCAGCAGCAGCAGCAAGACGCGGGGGGGCGGUGGUGGGGUUGCGGCUAACGGCAAAGGCCGGCGGGGCAGCCAGACGGCCGGGGGGGGGGGCGCCGAGGCCAGCCCGUCCUCCAACAAGAGGAAGAGCAAACCUGCCUCUGACAUGGAGCCUACCUCCAGCUCCGAGGACACUAAGGCCUCCAAACGCAUGAGGACAAACUCCACCGGCGCCGCCCUCCCCCUCCCUGGAGGGAAACCAGAGUCCCUGCCCCCCCCCGCCCUGGACUGCCCCUCCCCCGUCCUCAUCGACUGCCCCCACCCCAACUGCAACAAGAAGUACAAGCACAUGAACGGGCUGAAGUACCACCAGGCCCGGGCGCACAACGACCACGACGUGCAGGACGUGGACAGCGAGUACGGGGAUGAUGCCCCCCCCCACCCUGACCCCCCCGGCUCCUGCAACGGCGCCGCUAUCUCCCCCGCCCGCUCCACGACUCCCAAGGGACGGGGGUUUGAGGCGGCCACGCCGUCGCCGGGCCGGCUGAAGGUGAGGAAGAAGGAGGCGGAGGACGGGGGCGAGGAGGCGGGGUGUCUGACCGACGAGGCCAGCAAUGACGGGCUGGACGACCGGAAGGCCAGGAAGGCGGCGGUGACGGGGGGGGGCAAACCCGAUAAAGUGACUCAGAAGGGCGUAAAGCUCGGGCGCCCCGCCGCCGCCCCCCCCUCGCCCUACGCCCCGCAGGCCGCCUCCCCCGCCUCCGUGGUCCAGCCCAUCCCCAAGAGCUCACAGCCCAAAGCCCCCCCACCCGCCGACCCCGCCUCCAGCCCCACCCCCACUAAGGACAAGAAGAAGAAAAAGAAGAGGGAGGGGGGCAGGGAGGGGGAGAGUCCGAAGGGGAAGGGGGGGCCUCGGGAGGAGGACUCUCCGGACCCCUUGCUGAACGGCUCGGAGCAGCAGAGCCGGCUGGCCAGCAUCAAGGCCGAGGCCGACAAGGUCUACAGCUUCUCCGACACGGCGCCCAGCCCCUCCCUCGGGGCCGCCGGCAGGGGGGAGGGGGGGCAGCUGAACGGGGCCGAAACCGGCAGCCCCGCCUACUCGGACAUCUCCGACGCCGGAGAGGACGGGGAGGCGAGGACGGGGGAGGUGAAGGUGAAGACGGAGCCCGACCAGGCGCCGCGAGAAGGAGCCAAGAAGGCCCUGUUCCCCCCCCAGCCGCCCGGGAAGGACUACUACCCCAACUAUGACUCCUAUUACUCCCCCACGUAUCCCAACCCUAGCCCCGCCGCACCCCCCCACAUGGAGGGCGUCCAGGUGAAGAAGGAGGAGGAGCCUGAGGUGGAGCCUCCGGAGGACAGGAAGGCGGAGCCUCAGCAGCCGUCCGUCAUCCAGCCGCGUUCCAACAUGUACGCCCAGCCGCUGUACUACAACCAGUACUACGUGCCCCCCUACUCCUACCCCCCCGACCAGGCCUACCACGCCCACCUGCUGGCCUCCAACCCGGCCUACCGGCAGCAGCACGAUGAGCGGCAGCGGCACGACAAGAAGGCCUCGCUACCCCCCCCCCCGACCCUCUCCAGAGCCCCCAGCCUCACAGACCUGGGGGGCGCCAAGGGGGGGCCGAACCCUACCAAGCCCAAAGAGCCCCCCCCGCCCGCUGCCGAGUCCAAGUCGGUCAUCAUGUCGAAGGGCGAGGAGCAGAAGGGCCCUCCCGCUGCCGCCCAGCCGGAGGGCCUGAAGAUGAAGCUGAGUGAAGCAGGGCAUCAUGGGAAAGAGGAGGCCGCCAAGCCGGGGGGGGAGCCGGGCAGGCCGGGGGGGGUGGAGCCUGCCAUGUGGUACAGACAGGAGCCAGACUCUCGCCUCUGGCCGUACGUUUACCCCAACAAAUACCCAGAAGCCCCGAAGCCUCAGGAGGAGGAGAGAGAGAGGAAGGGGAAGGACGAGCGACCGCGACCCAAAGAACAGAAGGAGGAGGUGAAGGAGGGAGGGGCGGAGGGUGAGCACCGAGGUGGAGGGAAGGAGGCGCGCCCCCCUCACAUGCAGUUCUCCUCCCCCCUGCCCCAGCCCCAGCACCAGGGUUACCUGCCCUACAUGCCUGGGCCCUACGCCUACAGCCACGGGUACGAGGGGGGGGGGCACCCCGGGUACCGAGGCAUGCCCUCCGUCAUGAUGCAGAACUACCCCGGCUACCUGCCGGCCGGUUACUCCUUCCCUUCAUACGGGGGGAAGGUGGCGGGAGGGGAGGAGGGGGAGAAACCCUCCCGAUCCAGCCCCACGGUGAAGCCCCCCCCCGGAGAGGCCAAAGCUCUGGACCUGCUGCAGCAACACGCCAGCCAGUACAAGAGCAAGUCCCCCUCUAUGCAGGACAACAAGCCCCCCCACGAGAGGGAGCGGGGGGGGGAGAGAGAGGGAGACAGGCCACGAUCCUCCCCCUCACAACGCAUGCUGCCCUCCCACCACCAUCUGGGCUACCCCCUGCUGUCGGGGCAGUACGACCUGUCCUACGCAUCAGGCCUCUCAGCGUCAGCCAUCGUCGCCAGCCAGCAGGCGUCUGCCCCGUCCAUGUACCCUCCCCCACGGAGGUGAGAGCGGCACACCUGAUUGGCCGCCUGGAGUCAUGUGACUGGAUCACAUGAGGAAGCAUUUGUGUUUCUGCAUCAGUUCAAUGGUGUUUGUGUACGUUUGAUUUCUCUACCUGGACGUCUAGCACAACACCCCGCCCCCCCGACACACACACACACACGCCGCACCGCUGAGACUUCAGGGGGUCCAGAUCUGCUGACUGCUGGUUCCAAUGGUCUCUAAUGGUUCUGGAGGUCCUGGUGGUCCUGAUGGUUUUCUGUCUGGAGGACACAGAUGUUGCAGCUGUGACGUACGGACGGGCGGGGGGGGGGGGGGUUGGACUUUUUUAUUUUUAUUUCCUCGUCACAUUUCUGCGAGCGACCCCCGGACUUUACCUGCUCUGACCUCUGACCUCCACCUGGAAGUAUCUCAGCUUGAUGGGAAACAAAAACAAAUACUGUGGGCGGAGGAGGAUGGACCAAUCAGAGCGCAGCCUCAGACUCCUCCUCCUCAGUGUGUAGCUGUACUGUAGUGUGUGUGUGUGUGUGUGUGUGUGUGUGUGUGUGUGUGCGCGCGUGCGUGUGUGUGUGUGUGUGUGUGUGUGUGUGUAAAUACUGUACAGAGGAAUUAUUUUAAAGAGCCUGUUGGAUGCUGUUGGAUUUCCUACUCUUCUUCUUUUGUCUGGUAGCCUCUGCCUCUGUUUUUCUACUGUUGUUGAUCUGAUAUUAAACCUGUAGCUGGUGAAACGGC
Eleginops maclovinus (Patagonian blennie) is the source of this 4900-nucleotide messenger RNA. It is a transcript of the gene znf609a, whose product is annotated as zinc finger protein 609a. Gene Ontology annotation, biological process: regulation of transcription by RNA polymerase II. Lineage: Eukaryota; Metazoa; Chordata; Actinopteri; Perciformes; Eleginopidae. Gene Ontology annotation, cellular component: nucleus. The record is from RefSeq and is a predicted model, not a curated record.